UUAUCAUUUCCUCCAUCAUUGCAGCCAAUGAUGACUUUCUGUUUGUUCUAGAACUGCGGGGCCGCCGUGGCUAGAUGCCACAUUCUGACGGCUUAUCACGUGAUUAUGAGCAAGGCAUCACUUUUAAUUCACAUUUGACAGCGAUCUCAUCAUUACACUAUACAUGCCUCUGUCUCGCCGCUUUCCAUCCGAUUUCUUCACAAGCAAUAUCACCAAAUCUCUGCAAAAAUCCCUCAAAAUGAACACCUCACAAACCAAAAUCCCCACGCGCAUCAUGAUCAUCUCAGACACCCACACCUUCGAAUUCAACAACCGCAACAUCCCCUUCUCACUCUCCAACAUCCCAUCGGAUAUAGAUAUUCUUCUCCAUUGUGGAGAUCUCACCAAAGUAGGCGGUCUCUCCGAAUACCGCGCCGCUCUCCAAAUGCUGAAAUCCAUCCCGGCGAAAUUAAAACUUGUUAUUGCGGGGAAUCAUGAUCGGACUUUGGAUAAGGAGUGGGUGGUUCGUCAAUGUUUGCGCAGGGGAUAUACGGAUGAGGAGAAAGAGGAUGCGCUGAGGGAGUGUGAGGAGGGUAAUGCGAUUAUGCGGGGGGAUUUGGCGGGGGAGGCUGGGGUUACUUAUUUGGAGGAGGGCGUGCAUGGGUUUGUUUUGCGGAAUGGGGCGAGGGCGAGGGUUUAUGCUUCGCCUUAUACGCCGGAGUUUUGUGGGUUUGGGUGGGCGUAUGAGAGGGAGAGGGAUAGGUUUAAUGGGGUUGGGGAACGGAAGGUUGGGAUGGAAGGGGUGGAUGGUGCGGUGCGUAUACCGGGUUUUGAAGAGGGUGAAGAUGAGGAUGGGAAUGGCGGGAAUGUGGAUAUUGUUAUGACUCAUGGGCCUCCGAUGAAUAUUUUAGAUAAAGUAGAUGGAUACGCGGGACAUGUCGGAUGUGUUAAUUUAUUUAAAGCGCUCACUAGAGCAAAACCGAGAUUAUUCUGCUGUGGACAUAUUCACGAGGGUCAUGGGGCCGAAAUGGUAAGUUGGGGUGAGAAAGGUAAUCCUAUCUCUGGGAGAAGGAAUGUUGAUUGCCAAUGGCCGGAUAUAAAUAGAGAAACUAUUGAGGAGGGAAAGCAAACGUUGAUGGUUAAUGCGAGUAUUAUGGAUGUGAGGUAUCGACCUGUUAAUAAACCGUGGUUUGUGGAGCUUGAUUUACCGAGAGCGAAAAUGGGGGAGUCGGAGUUGGAUGGUGUAGGGGCUUGAAUGGGACUGGGGUUGUGGGACUGGACUCGACUGGACUGGACUGGACUGGACUGGACUGGACUGGACUACCUUCUUUUUAAUCAUGUUGGAUAUUGAGGAAAGUGGAGGGAGUGGAGGGAUCGCGUACUAAACUUUGGAGAGGAUAUCACACGCAAGGGUUUAUUCUAGACAUUAUUUGGAGAUGAGGAGAGAAGUUUGAAGUAGGAAUAUUACG
Sclerotinia trifoliorum is the source of this 1448-nucleotide messenger RNA. The record is from the annotation of a GenBank genome assembly. Lineage: Eukaryota; Fungi; Ascomycota; Leotiomycetes; Helotiales; Sclerotiniaceae.